Messenger RNA from Cinclus cinclus, 3409 nucleotides. It is a transcript of the gene CDV3, whose product is annotated as CDV3 homolog. Lineage: Eukaryota; Metazoa; Chordata; Aves; Passeriformes; Cinclidae. The coding region runs from base 146 to 793 and encodes 215 amino acids. The record is from RefSeq and is a predicted model, not a curated record. Gene Ontology annotation, cellular component: cytoplasm. The transcript is spliced from 5 exons.
UGCGCGGGCCGCCGGGCGGGCCCGGGCAGCAGCCGCUGCAGCAGCCGCAGCCGGGCGGCCGCGCUCGCCGAGCAGCGGGAGGGCCGCACCGCUCACCUCUUGGCCCGGGCCGCCGCUGCCUUCCUUUCCCUGCCCGGCCGCCGCCAUGGCGGAGACCGAGGAGCGAAGCCUGGACGACUUCUUCGCCAAGCGGGACAAGAAGAAGCGGAAGGAGAAGAGCAGCCGAAGUGCCGCUGCCGCCUCCAGUGCUUCCAACGCCGGCUCCAACGCGGCGAGCGCGGCCGCGGGGACCCCGCGACCGACUGAGGGCGGCGGCUCUGGGGCCGCUGCCGCCUCCGGCGCCGCCGGCGGCUCCUCGGCCAAGGCGGCGAGCAAGGAGGAGGAUGAUUGGAAAGAAUUUGAGCAAAAGGAAGAAAUUGAUUAUAGUGGUCUUAGAGUUCAGUCCAUGCAAAUAAGUGAAAAAGAUGAUGAUGAAAGUGAAAAGAGAGAAGAACCUGGUGACAAUUGGGAAGAGACUGGUGGUGGUGGUAGUGGUGUAGUAGACAGAUCAUCUGGUCCUUGGAACAAGUCAGCUCCUGCACCAGCCCCGGUUGUUGAACCGAUUGUUACAGAAACUCCAGAACCAGUGCAGACUGGUGGCGUGUACCGGCCGCCCGGUGCCAGGGAAGGUGGGCGGCCACGGAGAGCACAGCAAGGACCACCAGAGAUCUACAGUGACACACAGUUCCCCUCACUGCAGUCCACCGCCAAGCUCGUAGACAGUAGAAACCUAACAUCUUAUUCGCUUUCUUGACUGCAACUACACAGUGAGCAGAUGUCUUCAUCAAGCUGCCCAUGGUGAUGCCUAGAUCGUCCCCUUGAAAGAUCACAACUAAUUCAGACUCAUGUCACAACUUCUACCAGAGCAUGUAUGAGUGGUUUAAAACCUUUCCAGUAUUUAUUGCCUUGGUUUUUCUUGUUGACAACUCACCUGCCCCUGAUUUGCCAAGUUUACAGAGCCAUUUAAGAGUAUCCUGGCAAUCACCAUCAACCCACUAACUUCCAUGGGGAUUGGCUUUUGCCAUUUGAUGUACUGAAGUCUUCAGUUUCAUGUAUAUAAUCCACUCUUCUGGUCAGUGAGUAGCAUGGCAAGCUCUUACUAAUUUUUGCUCAAUCUGAUAUGUUCUAUUCCUUUUCAUGUCUCCUGUCUUCUGUAUUUAAUCUCCAUUCUAGCUCAGUUACAGCAAUGAAGUCAUCAUGUUACAUCUGUCUGCUUUAUUUCAAGUAACUUGCCUACAGAAAACUUAUUUAAAAUACUGUUAUAAGCUUCCUUUUUUAAUCAAACCAUUUAUUCUGUAUAUCUUUCAGACUAUGUACAACCAUAGCAAAGUGAUUCAAACCAUAAAAACUGGCUGAUGCAAUACAACAAAUCUAUUGAAAGAAAGGCAAGAUCUGUGUAUGGCCUCCCAGAGUUUAACUUCACUCGUGUCAAUGGAGUUAUUUCUGUCACACAAGGUCAGUUUCAUUUACGUUUGGUGUGACAGCCAGAAUCAAGUACCAUUGAACAAGCCCCAUAGAAACUUGUUUUAAAUUUCUGGGUUAUUCUCUUUGUGCCAGAGAUGAAGCAGAUGCAUUACUAUUACUUAGUUUCUGAUCAGCAACCACAGGUGCUCAGCCAUGCUUAAUCUAAUAUACCUGUAGUGGUAUUUUACUGGAUAUUGAAACUGCAUUGCAGUAUUUGAGAUGAAGCAACACUGGAGGGCAGGUUUAGUCUUUGUGGCUUGUUUCAUCUCUUCAUUCUUAUCAUCUUGUGCUUUAAAGAGCAUGCAGCUGUAAAUUAUGUUGUCUUUAAGCGCUGACUGCAUUUUCCAGUCAUGUUAUGUUUACAGAUAAAAAGGAUGUGUCAUAAGGGCAGACUCAAGCCUGGUAAGAUGUACAGCCUGGCCCUUGAGAGCCGCAUUACCUCAGUUAUCAGAGUACCGUGUCCUAGAGAGCAGCUGCCUUCCAGUGCUAAUGAUGAUACUGGGUCGAGAGCAAUAGACCUUGGAUUUUGCAUCCACAUAUCUGUAUGUUAGGUGUUCUGUUACAGCAGUAUUGUCAAAAAAACAGUUAUGGCUGCUGGGAGUUGACUAAAUUGGACAAGGAGAGUUGGGAUUUAUUUUACUUUUUGAGGGUGUGGUGGAAGGGGGAAGAGUGCCAAUGAAUCUGAGAGUUGUUAGAAUGUAAUGCUUCAUAGCCUCUCCCCUGCCUCUGGAAGCCUCACCUCUGCUGCUACUCACCAAAGCCCUGUCUUGCCACUGUAGCUCUGUAAUGUUAUUACUAACUGCCCAGUAACCUUCAGGACUGACAAGUUCUUUGACCGUGCACUGUGUCUCUACUCUGGGAAUUGGGUAAAAGGCAAAGUGGCUUUGGAAACUGGCAUGACAGUGUUUACUAGGUAAUGGGCUCGGCUCAUUGUUUUUCCUGGAACUCAAAACUCAGCAAAAAUCUCUUGAUUUGACCUCUCUUUACCCUAGAGUAUUCUGUCCUUCUUCUGUUCAUCUAUGUUAUUACCAUGCCAAGGAUUUCUUAGUCAGGUGCCUGAAUUAUUUACCACUUUUUAAGAAAGCAGCAGGCAAGAACUCCAGAUCUUGAAUAUGCUGCAUUGCUUUUAUGAGAGCUGUAGUUUCACAAACAUUGCAAAACUGCCUAGCAAGUACAUGCAGUCUCCUUGAGGAACUGAAACCUAGAGCCUCAGAGGCUACACAGGAGACAAAUUCCUACUGAAUACAGUAAAAUGGAGGCAGUAGCACUGUUCACAGUACAACACAGCCCAGCUAUGGAAAAGAGUAGGGUUGCGUGACUGGUAACGUUCUAGCUUAAACAAAAACUGUCUUGCCUGGACAGCAGGUCCUAACAUUGUAAGAGGAUCUCUGUGUAAAUCAAAAGGAAAAAAACCAAACAAAACUGAAUUUGUUUUCAACGAUGUACCAGAAUGCCUCAGCACCAGACUUAAUGUGAAGAAAGGAAGAUAACUGUGUGCUCAGUGUAGUGCAAAAGAAAGAAUGAUAAAAUGGUUUGGCUGGGAGCCUAUAGAGCACAGCAGAAACUAUUUCAGCAAAGUAGAGUUCAAUAUGAGCUAUUUCUGAGAAUCCCUGUGUGGCCCCCACAGUUAACACAGGAACCUAAUGGUGCCUGUAUAUUUGUAUGUUAAUAUUCAUAACUUAAGUUCAAAACCUAAUUAUAUAUAUUUUUGUCAAUAGAUUUUUUUUAACCUGGUUUACCUAUCAUGGCUUCUGCAUAUGACAACUUCUAACUGUGCAGUGCACACACCUGUUGUCCUUUUGUCCCAUGGUAGAAUAAUGGUAUUCAAACUCUGUAAAGCACUUUCGUGAUGUUUCCUGUGACGAAAUCUGAAGAAAAUAAAUUUAUCUUAACAGCACCAACUGCA